GCGUCAACCACUUACGCCGAGUCGCGUUUUCCCCCACGCCCUUCGACCAACGCCUUCGUCAACCCUGUCAAUUCAAUGCAAUUGUCUUGGCCAUACGCCUGCAUUGGAUACUCGAGCUCGUUUGCUUGAUCCUUUUCAAACGCACUUGGCUGAAUUGCUCUCACUUUGUUUGGCUAGGCCACUUCUUCCUUUUUUUGGGUGGAUUUUCUUUUCCUUUUUCCUCCCCUUUUCUUCUUCUGCACGCACAUCUCAGCGUCAUUGCGCUUCGCAGUGGCGAGUCGAGUCAGCGCCGUGAACUCGCAACGCACAACGCGCAGCCCGAGUUCCUUCGGUUGGACUUAUUCUGCAAAUCUCUUAGAAUUCUUACUUCCCAUUUGCUUUAUUCUCGAGGAACAUGCCCGCCAAGUCGGCAUCCCCGGCCUCCGAGUCGGCAGUCUCGACCUCCAGACUCCCCACGAGCGUUCCCAGCUCCCCGCCAUCAGAUUCGUUCACAGAUGAUGUUCUGGUUAAGGAAGAACGGUUUGCAAGAGCUCAGAAUGACAGGGUUGAGGAGAACAGAAAAAUCGCCCUCCUUCGCAAACGCAAGAAGAAGCAGCCUGAAACCAAGGCCGAGCGUGAGGCCAAGGCAAAGGAACUGGAUGAAUUGUUAAUGAAGAGCGCUGCAUUCAGCGACAUCUUAACAAAGAAAACUCAGGUUUUGGGUCGCGUUGGAAGCGGCCUGGACGGCGCGACCCUCGGCGAGCAUAAUCUCCAGAUGGCCAAGCAGCCGAAGUGCUUAGUUGGUGGCACCAUGCGUGACUACCAACUUGAAGGCCUGACCUGGAUGUACGAAAUUUGCUCUCAGGGAAUGAGUGGCAUUCUCGCCGAUGAGAUGGGACUCGGGAAAACCGUUCAAACCAUCUCGUUGAUUGCUUUGUUGCGAGAACAGGAAAACUAUCUUGGGCCUCACCUCAUUGUCGCACCCUUAUCAACGCUAUCGAAUUGGAUGGACGAAUUCCAUCAGUGGACUCCAUCAAUCCCUGUGGUCAUGUACCAUGGUAGUAAAGACAAUCGGGAGGAGAUUUUCCAGAAGGAGAUGAUGCACCAUCUUAAGAAAGGUCGCCCUACAACUAAGUUUCCUGUGGUGUGCACGUCUUACGAGAUGGUGUUGAGGGACCAGCACAAUUUGUCACGAAUUCAGUGGGAAUUCAUCAUCAUUGAUGAAGGUCACCGAAUGAAGAAUGCCGAGUCAAAGCUUUUUCAGCAGCUACGACAGUUCACCAGCGCUACUCGUCUUCUAAUCACAGGAACGCCUCUCCAGAACAAUCUCAAGGAGUUGUGGUCGCUUCUUCAUUUCCUUCUUCCCAACAUCUUCACCGACUGGGACGCCUUCGAGUCCUGGUUUGACUUCUCCGAUCUCGAAGACGAGCAAGGAACGCAGGAGUUUAUCGGUGAUCAGAUGAAACAAGAUCUUGUCAAAAAGAUCCACCUCAUUCUGCAGCCCAUGCUUCUACGCCGCGUCAAGCAAGACGUGGCCGCGUACCUACCCAAGAAGAGAGAGUAUGUUCUCUUUGCUCCCAUGACAAAGGAGCAGACCGACCUGUACAAUGUCCUCAGCAACAAGAAGAUCGACAGCCGGGCAUACCUGGAGAACAAGGUUGUCGAUAUGAUCAACAGUACGCCAUCGUCAAAAGUGGCCAGCCAGAACACUUCUCGCUCGGGAAGUAUUGCACCCACUCCAACUUCGAAGGCAGCAAAGACGAUGUCUCUCCCAAUCCACGAAAGCCCACAUAAGAAGCGGGUAGAUGACAAGAGCACUGCACCGACCCCCAAUGCGUUUGCGUUUAUGAUGGGCAAGCGUGGCAGAGGAAGGCCGCGUAAGAAUCCCAAGCCUGACUCGCUAGCACCAGUCACACCAGGUGGAAAGCGAAAGGCCCCUUCAACACCCGUUAUCUCGGAGGCCAAAAGUGCGAGAUCAAGCCGGCAGUCGACGCCUGCCAGCUCUCGUAGGCGCCUGCAGAAAUCGAAAACUUACAAGGAGGCAGGAUCGGACGAGGAACGCAUGUCUGACGACGAGUUUGAGGCGAAACUUGCAAAGGAGAUUGCUAGUGAUGACUCCGGCGAGGAAGAUGAUAAGCCUCAAAUGUCGACCGAAGAGCUUGAGCUUGCCCAAACGCUGGAGCUUGCUAAAAAACAAAUCGCCCAGAAAAAGCUGGGCAAUCCCCUUGCCCAACUUCGACUAGUUUGUAACAGCCCUCACAACUUUUACAACCCAUGGGCUACUGCGACGGACGUGCCCGUCGAUGAUUCUAUCGUUACAUCCUCAGGCAAAAUGCUUCUCCUAGACCGUCUUCUCCCUGCACUGUUCAAGGAUGACCACAAAGUGCUCAUUUUCUCUCAGUUCACCACGCAGCUGGACAUCUUGGAAGAUUAUUGCUCCGAGCUGAGAGGUUGGACGGUUUGUCGUAUUGAUGGCUCCGUCUCUCAAGAGAGUCGUCGAGAGCAGAUUGCAGCCUUCAACAAAGACCCCGAGUACAAAAUCUUCUUGCUGUCUACACGCGCUGGCGGCCAGGGAAUCAAUCUUGCUUCAGCAGAUACCGUCAUUUUGUUCGACUCCGAUUUCAAUCCACAACAGGAUUUGCAGGCGCAAGACCGCUGUCAUCGCAUCGGACAGACCCGGCCUGUUAUUGUCUAUCGCCUUGCAACAAAGGACACUGUGGAAGAGAAAUUGCUGCUCAACGCCGAGGCCAAGCGUCGCCUCGAGAAGCUGGUCAUCAAGAAGGGAGGUUUCAAGACUAUGGGUCAGAAACGCGACUUGAACGGUGAUCUUGAUCCAGAAAGCUUAAAGGCCCUAUUACUCAAAGAUGGCGAGGUUUACAAGUUGUCUGGAGGAGAAGAAAUCCUGAGCGAUAAUGAUUUGAAGGUGUUGUGCGACAGAAGCGAGGCGGCCUACCAGCAGGCUGCAAGUGGCGAAGGUGAUGCCGAUGGUUAUCGCGUUGUCGAGACUGGUGCGGACUCGAUCAAAAUGGCCCGAAAGGACUGAGGACGAUGGUGUGAGGGAGAAGCCUACGGCUGAGAUGUCACCGUUGCUAUCUGUACGACUAACACGACUGGAAGAGCUCCAUUGUCAUGUGCUAUACUACGCUGAACAUUAGACGACCAUUUGUCGC
Ilyonectria robusta is the source of this 3149-nucleotide messenger RNA. Its product is annotated as SNF2 family N-terminal domain-containing protein. Lineage: Eukaryota; Fungi; Ascomycota; Sordariomycetes; Hypocreales; Nectriaceae. Gene Ontology annotation, molecular function: DNA binding; ATP binding; ATP-dependent chromatin remodeler activity. The coding region runs from base 395 to 3022 and encodes 875 amino acids. Gene Ontology annotation, cellular component: nucleus. The transcript is spliced from 4 exons. The record is from RefSeq and is a predicted model, not a curated record.